AUGGUAUAUGUGGAACAACGUAAAGACAAUUCAAAAAAGGCUCAUGAACAACUGAGUUCGUUGUACUUUGCGUUGGCAAGAGCGUACACUAUAGACGAGUUUAACGAACUAAUGUCAAAGGUUGACGAGAUAGACCCACGAGUAAAAAGUUACUUGUAUCAAAUUGGCUACGAAAAGUGGUCUUGUGUGUAUGCAACGGUGAAUAGAACUUGGACGAUGACAUUAAAUAUUGCAGAAUUGGUGAAUGCAGCUAAUAAAGACGCAAGAGAACUGCUAGUAAUUGCUUUGUUAGAAUUCAUGAGGGCACUUAUUGAAAGGUGGAAUAGCACCAACAUGGAAAAUGCUACGGGGUCCCUCACAUUCCUCGGGAAAAAAUACCACAAGAUGCUGGAGGAUAACAAAGUUUUAUCAUAG
Molecule: messenger RNA, 414 nt
Organism: Nicotiana tabacum (common tobacco)
Lineage: Eukaryota; Viridiplantae; Streptophyta; Magnoliopsida; Solanales; Solanaceae
Source: RefSeq, a predicted model, not a curated record